This is a messenger RNA of Penicillium lagena, 1575 nucleotides long. RefSeq names its product M14 family metallopeptidase. The coding region runs from base 1 to 1575 and encodes 524 amino acids. Lineage: Eukaryota; Fungi; Ascomycota; Eurotiomycetes; Eurotiales; Aspergillaceae. The record is from RefSeq and is a predicted model, not a curated record. The transcript has 2 exons. Gene Ontology annotation, biological process: proteolysis. Gene Ontology annotation, molecular function: metallocarboxypeptidase activity; zinc ion binding.
AUGCAUGUAUUGAAUUCGUUUCUCUUGCUCUUCUUCUGCACGCUCCUUCCUCUCGUCUCUGCGGUCCCUGCUGGAUCCAGCAUUACUCCACCGCCGCCCCUCCAGCCCGUGCAGCUGUCGGGCCAGCCAUCUGACCCACGCCGGCCAUGGACCCGACUGCGCGACUGGCUGGUGGAAUCCGUCUGGGGCAUCAAACAGACCUGUCCGAAAAAUGCACCGCCGCCGUCUAACAUUCAUUCCCGCUACGGUAGUGAUGUCGUCCUCCGAUUUCACUUGCGCCAGGCAGACGAGGCAGAGGCACUUGCCGAGGCAUCUCAGGUUCUCUUGUUGGACGUCUGGGCCAUAACGUCGGAAUUUGUGGACAUUCGACUGGCCGAGGAAAUGAUCCCCUCUUUGCUCGAGCUGCUGCCGCGCUCUCUUCGUUCCGCCUACCACCCCCUCAUGGACGAUCUGGCAGAUAUGAUCUACGCUACAUACCCUUCAAACCCCCAUGCGGGACUCGACCUGGAGCAAGGAAUCAUUCAAGGAGGAAAACGAACGGCCGCGGUGGGGGACGUCUUCUUCGGGGAUUACCAACCGCUUUCCGUCAUUGUGCAAUGGAUGCGCCUGAUGGCGUCGAUGUUCUCAUCGCAUGCCCGUCUGACGAGCGUGGGAUUUUCCUACGAGGGGCGUGACAUUCCUGCCUUGCGACUUGGAGUGGCUCCCCAUGAUGAAUAUUCUAACCCACGCAAGACGAUCGUCAUUGUUGGCGGCACCCAUGCGCGGGAAUGGAUCAGCACCUCCACUGUCACCUACAUUGCGUACAAUAUGAUCACUCAAUAUCACGACUCCCCGGCAGUUACGCGACUUUUAAAUGAAUACGACUGGGUGUUAAUUCCCACGCUCAACCCGGAUGGCUAUGUCUACUCGUGGGAAUCAGAUCGUCUCUGGCGUAAGAAUCGCCAGCCCACAGGUCUGCCACUCUGCCCAGGCGUUGAUCUUGACCGUGCCUGGGACUAUGAAUGGGAUGGCGAGUCGACCCGCUCCAAUCCAUGCUCCGAGAACUACGCGGGCGCGGAACCAUUUGAAGCACUGGAGUCCCAGCGUCUGGCGCAGUGGGCCCGGAACGAGACAGACAGCGGCCGUGCUGAUAUUGUUGGAUUCCUGGACCUGCACUCCUACUCUCAGCAGAUUCUCUACCCCUACUCAUACACCUGCUCGUCCAUUCCCCCCACCCUGGAGAGUCUGCAAGAACUCGCACUAGGCCUGGCCAAGGCCAUCCGUCAAACAUCAAGAGAGUCAUACUCUGUUACCUCCGCCUGUGAGGGCAUUCUUCGCUCAGACACAACGUCGGGUGUGAGUUCUGGCGGCAGCGCCCUCGACUGGUUCUAUCACCAGUUGCACGCCACCUACUCGUACCAGAUCAAGUUACGCGAUCGUGGCAGCUAUGGCUUUCUCCUGCCGUCGGAGUACAUUGUCCCCACGGGCAAAGAGAUUUUCAAUGCUGUUCUGACGUUUGGCAAGUUUGUCUGGGGUGAUGAGGCUUCGCCUCCAGAUCCUGGGUAUGGCACAGCAGAGCAGAAGCCUCUGGGCUGA